AGCUUGAAGACGAAGCUGAUGCAACACCGGCCGGAGUUAACACGGACAUCGCGUCAGAGCGCUGAAGCUCAAAGGAGGAAGCCGCAUCUUAUCUUAUUCUCAGAAAGCCAGUCAGACAGGAGUUUGCGCAGCUUAUAGUCCUGAAGAUUAACUGGUACCAGCAUGCCUGUCAUCAGAACCCUCAGUAAGGUGGCCAAGCAGGCCCUGCUCAGCACCCCGGGGUGCAGCUGCCAACCCCUAACAGUGGCUGUACGCAACAUCAGCUUCUCCCCCCGGCAGGUGACUUCUGAUGCCAGCUUCCACUCAGUGUCCUUCUCAGAAACAGACCACCCCAAGGUGCUUAUCACAGGUGGCCUUGGGCAGCUCGGGGUGGGGCUCGCCAAAUUGUUGAGAAAGAGGUUUGGAAAGAACAACGUCAUUCUGUCUGACAUCAGGAAACCUCCAAGCAACGUUUUCCACAGCGGCCCCUUCAUCUACUCAGACAUCCUGGACUACAAGAACCUACGGGAGAUUGUGGUGAACAACCGCAUCACUUGGCUGGUUCACUACAGCGCCCUCCUCAGUGCUGUUGGAGAGGCUAACGUGGCCCUGGCGCGCUCUGUAAACAUCAACGGGCUUCACAACAUCUUAGACAUCGCCGCAGAGCACGGAUUGCGUCUGUUUGUCCCGAGCACCAUCGGUGCCUUUGGUCCCACUUCUCCCCGCAACCCUACGCCAGAUCUCUGUGUGCAGAGACCUCGCACCAUCUAUGGUGUUUCAAAAGUCCAUGCUGAGCUGAUGGGAGAGUACUACCACCAUCGUUAUGGCCUGGACUUCCGCUGUCUCCGCUACCCUGGAAUCAUUUCUGCUGACUCCAUGCCCGGGGGUGGCACAACAGACUAUGCUGUCCAGAUUUUCCACGAUGCAAUCAAAAGUGGCAAGUUUGAGUGCAACUUGAGACCCGACACACGGCUGCCCAUGAUGUACAUUGACGACUGCCUGCGUGCCACGCUGGAGGUGAUGGAGGCGCCAAUUGACACGCUGAGCAUGAGGACCUACAACAUCAACGCCAUGAGCUUCACCCCCGAGGAACUGGCCCAGGAGCUCCAGAAGCAGAUGCCCGAGCUGGAGGUCACGUAUGACGUUGACCACGUACGGCAGGCCAUUGCUGACAGUUGGCCAAUGAACUUCGACGACUCCAAUGCACGGAAGGACUGGGGCUGGAAGCACGAUUAUGAUCUUCCAGAGCUCGUCCAGACGAUGCUUAACUUCUUCGGCGCCGAGACGCUCAUGGCUCGUGCUAACUGAUGGCGGACAGCGUUUGUUCUUUGUACAUAAUGUAAAGACUGACCAAAGAGAAUAGAGUAACAUGGCCUGUACAUAGUCGUUCUCUCACUACUCUGUAAAAUAAGAAGGGCUGUGCUUGCCUGGCAUAAGGCUACCAUUUCUCCAGAAUGUAAAGGUCAGUGCAGGCUAGACAAUCCUGCCUGCUCCUGUCUAUCUACCCCUGAUUUGCUCUUUUUGCUCAUCCUUCUGCUUGGAGAUUUGGGCAAAGAGCAGUCUGUCAGCAGUAUCGGGGAUAACAAGUGGCCUGUGAAAACUUGUUUGGAUGUAAUACAAGAUGACUUGCAUGUAGAUCAAUUGUGCAAAAUUGUGCACUGUUGCAAAAAUCAAUUUAACAAAGUAAGAAUGUUGCAUUGUGUAUUUGUGACCAGUUUUCCUUUGGAGAUCCAAAGUUUUCUGCUACAUUUCAAAAGGUUGUCCUGGGGCUUAAAUCAAGUAACUUUGUAUUGAGAGGUGUACAAACACACAAGUUGGGUCCUUGGAUGCACUUUAGACAGAUUCAUAUCUUAAAAGUACUGACAGGUAAAUGAGUCUAAUUACCUGUGUGGCGAUUUCUGAUACGGUGCAUCUGUAUUUCGAGCAGUGCAGAGCGAUAAUUCUUAAGAAUUGUUCUUCUCUUUAUUCCACGUUAACAUUAUUUAUUCUGUCUGUUGGUGUUAAAACAUGUGGGAGCUUCAUCAAGUGAAAGCAUUUCUUAACACUUUUGUUUCUAAGCGUUCCUCUCCACUUUUAUGUUAUUUUAUUUUUUCAUCAACUCUAGUGGGAUUAUUUUUAACACAAAAGGAAAAUGUGAAGCUGUAUGCCACAUUUAUGUUUGGCCACAUUUGGCGGUUUCUGUAUGUCAACAUUUUGUAUAAGAAAUGCUGAAAGUGGUUUCUAUGUGAAAGUCUGUCCUUCAAUAACACAAUAAGCUUUGACAAUAAAAUAUUUUCCACAUA
Messenger RNA from Perca fluviatilis (European perch), 2261 nucleotides. It is a transcript of the gene tdh, whose product is annotated as L-threonine dehydrogenase. Lineage: Eukaryota; Metazoa; Chordata; Actinopteri; Perciformes; Percidae. Bases 163 to 1287 code for a protein of 374 amino acids. The record is from RefSeq and is a predicted model, not a curated record. Gene Ontology annotation, biological process: L-threonine catabolic process. Gene Ontology annotation, molecular function: L-threonine 3-dehydrogenase activity. The transcript has 9 exons.